Molecule: messenger RNA, 1026 nt
Organism: Nematostella vectensis (starlet sea anemone)
Lineage: Eukaryota; Metazoa; Cnidaria; Anthozoa; Actiniaria; Edwardsiidae
Product: substance-K receptor-like
Exons: 1
Coding region: 1-1026 (341 amino acids)
Biological process (GO): G protein-coupled receptor signaling pathway
Cellular component (GO): membrane
Molecular function (GO): G protein-coupled receptor activity
Source: RefSeq, a predicted model, not a curated record
AUGAAUCAAACAAGCAACACUACAGCACAGUACAACAUAUAUCAUGAUCACGAAAGUUUUUACAAUGCAGCGAUCGCGUGCCUGACGGUACUUGGACUUUGGGCGAUCAUCGGGAACACCAUCAGCCUAGUCGUCUUACUCAAAACGAAAAGUCUUCGACGGCGCAGAUCAAACUACCUUCUUGUCAAUCUGUGCAUCGCCGAUCUCCUUGUCGGUAUCUACUGCUUGGUCAGAGUUAUCCAAUUACUGAGAAACAUACUCUUAGGGAUUUUUCCUAACGCCGCCUUUCAGGUAUUCGUUACUAGUUUGGAUUUUUUCUCAAGUCUUUCAUCGAUCAAUUUUUUGGCCGCUUUAUCUGUGGAGCGUCUAAUUGCAGUCGCCUUUCCGUUCUAUCACCGAGGAACGGGUAAGACAUUUUACGGUCUCCUGAUCGGGACUCCAUGGGUUAUCGCCGUUAUUUGUACAGUGGCGUUUUCAGUUUACGAAUUUACCCCACUAAUCCCUGAGAUUUUUCGUACAUUGUACGUUAUCUACGUCUUCUCGCCUCUUCUAAUAAUGUCAGCUGCCUACACCGUCAUCAUGAUCAGAUCCAGGGCGAGUCAUAUCCACGGACACGGAGCCCGUGAAAGAUUGCGUGACAAGAAGCUUGCCGUCACGCUUCUCAUUGUCACGCUGGCGUCACUAGCCACAUGGAUACCCUUUAAUUGUUACUGGGUCAUACAUAACUUAGAUUUCUCGUUUUUUAAUUUUACUGUAAACAUCGCUCUCCUUUUUCUUCAAUAUUCCAACUCGUGCAUUAACAUCGUGGUGUACGCCUGGAGGAUUCCUGAGUUCAAACAGGUUCUGUUUAGGCAUAAACCUGUUGUUGCGACCAUCGUGCAAGGUACACCAGGCAAAUGGAAUGCAGGAAGGUGUCAUAGCGCACUAGCAGAGCCAAUAGAAAUGCACCAUAUACAGCGGGGAGAGCCUAACCAAAUAGACGAGCAAUUGGAGAAUCAAGAUUUGACUGACAAUUUGGUGGAAUAA